Pectinophora gossypiella (pink bollworm) is the source of this 1788-nucleotide messenger RNA. RefSeq lists its product as uncharacterized. The transcript has a single exon. The coding region runs from base 1 to 1788 and encodes 595 amino acids. The record is from RefSeq and is a predicted model, not a curated record. Lineage: Eukaryota; Metazoa; Arthropoda; Insecta; Lepidoptera; Gelechiidae. Gene Ontology annotation, molecular function: protein binding.
AUGGAAGGGCAGGAGAAGAGACUCUACGGUGGGCUAACUGUGUACCGUGAGCAAGGUGCCUAUCUGCGAAGACUUGAGCAGUUUGAGAAGGCUAAAGUGGCAUACGACGAGGCGUACAAAACUUAUCCCGAAGACAUCCGCCUACUGAUCGGCCGCAGCAGGGUGUGUGCCGAUGCCGUCCAACCGCAGCAAGCAUAUGCGGACGCCGAGCUAGCGCUCAAGCUGGAGCCUCGCAACAUGAAUGCGCGAUACAUGCAGGCCAACGCCAUGUACACCAUGUGCGACUUCGAGCGAUCCGUUGCCAUGGCCUACCGCGGGUCCUGGCUACGUCGACAACCACCUUAUUUUAUGGAAAGUAUUAAUCAAGGCUUGGAAACUAUACAGGACUGUGUAGGAAAAAAUUCUGGGCACGUGAUGCAUGAUUUUCUCCCACUAAUCAAACGAAACGAACAAAGUCAUGUGGACGAUCACGAGCCAGAAAAAGUUUUACGUAUGUCUCGCAUACCGCAUCCAGUACGACGUGCAAAACUCACACAGAUGGAAACACGUAAACAUCUGACAUUAUCAAGGGUGCUCGCAAUGAAGUAUCUGGGGCCCAUGGCCUCCGAUAAGUUUUUUCUUCAAUCAUUAAUCGAAGAUAGUCGGUUAAAGUCUGCAAAUUCUAAGGGAAGUGAGGAAUUAUUAUCCUUAGCAAAAGAAGCUUUGCGGUCGCUGACUGAAAGGCAAGACAUGCUACGCUCUCAACGGCCGUACUAUACCAUUAAACUAGCAGAAAAAUCAGAAUCUAAACAUGAAACUAAAUAUAAACAACAGCUACUAAUUCGUGAGCGUCAAAUAAAUACUCACACAGCAGAACGUUUGAUAGGACAAAUUGAUAAAAGCUUGAGAGACAGACAUCUUAAAGACAUGGUAGCUAAAGCUGAGCGAAUGCAAUUAUUUCUUGAUAGCAAGACUCCGCGAACUUUGCCGGGUAUCGACACUUUUAUUGAUCGUUUGUAUCGAGCUUUGGGAGAAGGUUUCUUUGCACAACAUAGGCUUUCGUAUAAAUUAAGUGAGCAAGGGAAUCGCCGUCGCGUUAAUUUCCUUAUGGGCCUCCCUACAGAGCGCCCUACGUCUUAUGAUUCUAUAAUUGCGAGCUAUCCUUAUAAGUUCAUGGAUUCAGAGGUAGUUCUAGAAAGGGUAAAAGCUGCCCUUGAUAUAUGUGAAAAUUCGACCAUGAAAUGCUAUUUAAUGUACGAAAUGGCCAGGUUACUUACAAGUCAAAAGAACUAUGCGCUUGGUAAAUUCUACGCUAAACGUUGUCAGCGUGAAGCUCAAAAUAUAGGAAGUGUAAUAUGGUGGCUGAACGCCUGUUUUGUGUUGAUCGGUGGAGAUAUGCAGCAGGGAAACUCGAACGAGGUGCGCGUUAUGGCGGAAGAAGCUUUUGAAUGGUCAAAGAAAUUACCAGAGGCCCAACAAGUGCAAGCAUUCCUAGCCAAAUGUGCAGAAAUGGCGUCCGAGACUGUACCUGUGGAUGAGACCAAAGCUAUAAUACAACGCGAGAAAAAAAUCUUGAAAGUAUUGCAAACCGACUUACGCGUAGAUGCACAAGUCUUAUUUAAGCGGAUAUCUACUGUCCCUCAUGGAAGAAGAUUUUCAGUUCUGCCACGUAAUCCUGACCAAGAAGUGAAAACGUCCGAGCGGCGGACCAGGCGCCAGCGGGGACUCUCCAUCAUUCCAGGGAUGGAGAAAGGAUUACCACGCCCACCUAAGUCUCACGUAUUGGGAUUUCAGACAUUCGAUAUAUAG